This is a messenger RNA of Chrysemys picta bellii (western painted turtle), 2738 nucleotides long. NCBI's taxonomy places the organism in Eukaryota, Metazoa, Chordata, Testudines, Emydidae. The record is from RefSeq and is a predicted model, not a curated record.
GACUUGUCAGCACUGAAGGCAGACCAGAUAAGACUUUCUGGAUCAAUACUUGUCAGCUGCUUCCAUCUAAGUUCUGGUACACGGCCCUGGGAGUCGAACACUUUGGAAAGAUCUGCCCCGAGGGAUCAGACACAGCAGCUUUGUGCCAGGGCUCAGGAGCUGGAAAAGGAAGUAUACCAGAAAACCCAAGAAGUGAUGUGCUUGCAGGUCAAAGGGGAUAUAGAGAAAGAGGAGCUUCAGGGCAGGGUGAUGGAGCUCUCAGCCUUGCUGGCGCAGUCCCAGAAGCAGAAUGAGGAGAAAGAAAAGACCGUGAAGACACUUAGUGACACGAUGGAAAUUCUGGAGGCCAGUCGGUUGGAGGUAGAAUAUAAAGCUUCACUGACCAAGAAUGCCAAAGAAGAGACCCUUUCCCUUCAUCAGGUGCUAAAAGACAUAACUCAGGCAGUGCUAGACGAUACUGACAACGCAGUCAGCAUUUCAUGGGUUGAGAGCUCCCAGCAUCCUGAAUCCAGCAACCUCUCCUCCCUGCUGAGUUCCAGUGACAUGGAAAGGGCCCUUGUUCUGGUGCAUGAAGUAUUGUCAAGGAGGUGCCAGGCAGUACAGGCCCUAAGGGAGCAGCUUUCAGACAGCCAAGACUCUGUCCAUUCUCUGCAACAUCAGCAAAGGCAGCAGGAAGAGGAAUGCAAGAUGCUGAGGCAGAGGCUCCAGCAGCUGGAAGAGAACUGCAAGACACUCACCAGCGAGAUGCAGCACCUCCAGUCCUUGGUGGAAACUCUCAGCAGUGACCGUAUGAACUUGGAGAAGGCCAGGGAAGAGCUGCAGCAACAACUGGAGGUGUCUGAGCAGGAGGCCUGGCGAUUGCGCCGAAGCAACACUGAGCUACAACUGAAGGAAGAUUUGGCUCAAGGGGAGAAGGAGGAGCAACAGCUGGAGAUGGAGAGGAUCCUUCGAGAGAGGGAGCGCCUGUGAGCUCUUUUGUCAUCCCUCCACAGGGCAAGGGGUUGGGGCACUGUGGGAGCAUGCUGGGAUUGGUGGCUGAGUGCUGGAGUGGAAGUGAUGAGUGACUGCACAGGUAUGGAAGAAGUGGAAGCUAGGAGCUGAAGGGAAGCACCAGGAAAGGGAACAUGGGAUUGAGUUAGGAUGGUUAGUGCAAUUGGUGUCUUUUAUUUCCAUGAUAUUAGAUUAUUGCUAAUCUAAUAUCUAAGAGGCCUCUUCCCAUCAUUCCACUCUUGGUCCUUGGAGGGCAGGGUUUUUACUUGAUCAUCGCUGCUGGCCUAACUCUUUUCAGUCUUUGCUUACUGACUGAGACAUGAAAAUGGUUCUUCCUUGCAGAGAUUACUCCUGAUUUUUGCUCUCUUUUCCCUGAGCUCACCCAUCUCAGCCAGCCUGUGCUAGGCAAAACAAGUGGUUGCUGCAGUGCUGGGCUUUUGGGACAACUCGUGGGAACCUGCAGGGCCCGGUUCUUUUCUCUCACUCCAGUGUUAAUCAAAAGUAAUUCCCCUAAAGUCAGUGGAGUUACACCCAUGAAAAACUAGUGUAAGCCACUAGAGAAUCAGUUCCUUUGUAUCUUGCUGUCCUUGGCUUUGUACAAGUGUUGGCACUACCAAGUGUUAAACAGUCCUGCAUGUACCAAGUUACAUUCCUUUCCCCAGAAGAAUGAGAGAAACAGCCCUUUUGUUCUGGAUUUUUAUGCUACACUUGGAUAUCACUGGGACAGGCGCUAUAUGAUAUCCAAAUCAAUAGACCUAGGUUACAUCUGGCCCAGCUGGUGCAGUCCACACUGCAGAGUGACACGUGUAGUGCAACUUCAGUGGUUCAGCUAUUCCUUCCUGUUCAAUAAUGCACCGCCUCACUGGAUCUGUUUGAAAAGAGCAGAACCACUCGGAUGCCACCAACUGUCCCAGCCAGCGUCCUAAUUUGCAUGACCUUGUGCUCAACAGUAUUGAUGACAGCUGGUGGAUAAUAGAUUAUAAUAGAUUAAUCCUCCUAAAAUAAUCCAAAUCCUCCCCUGAUUCCAGUCCGUUGAUCUAUCAUGUAACACAUGGGUAAAGUGGGUGGAGGUAGAGCUAAAGUCAGAACAGCAGCCUCCAACCAGUCUGUGGAGGGAGGACAGCAGUGUCAGGCUAAUGUUGGGAACAUGAGGGGACAUGGGCUCUCUAGUCUAUUUCCAGAGGACAGACAGGUAGUGGUGGUGGUGGAGUGGCAGAGUUUAAGGUCUGAGCUGAAACCUUAACUGAGAGUUUCCAACUUUGGGUAUUUAAAUUCUGAACUUUAAUGCACUUGGUUUUUGGUAAGUUUAUGCAAUCAUACUCACAGGUGCAUUAGCAACAGUUCUUGUGAGAAUGUCCUUGUUUUCACGUUCACAAUUUUACCAAAAAAGCCUAAUAUUUUACUUUGAAACAAUGUAGUGCAGUAUUUAGGGCUACAGGACAAGUUCAAGAUAAGAAAAAUAUUGUUAUAUAAAAUUAUAUAAAUAUUCCAUACUCUCUAUGUUGAAAUCUUCAUAGGACUCUCCGAGGGAGAUCAGUCUUCCUUUGAUGUUUCUAAAGUUACACUUUUUUAUCCUUGAGUAUAAUCUCCAUAAUAUAUUAAAAGCUCCACACUGUACUACAGAUUCUUUUGGCAACUGUAAUCUCUACAGAACGAGUCAGUACAUAUCUUGAUUUUUGCAGCACCCUUUGAUUCAUACUCAGUUCUCUUCCGCAAUAGCUACCACAACCAUUCAAUUUUCAACUAAA